This is a messenger RNA of Branchiostoma floridae (Florida lancelet), 2007 nucleotides long. RefSeq names its product U4/U6 small nuclear ribonucleoprotein Prp4-like. Gene Ontology annotation, biological process: mRNA splicing, via spliceosome. The transcript has 16 exons. NCBI's taxonomy places the organism in Eukaryota, Metazoa, Chordata, Leptocardii, Amphioxiformes, Branchiostomatidae. Gene Ontology annotation, cellular component: U4/U6 x U5 tri-snRNP complex. Bases 194 to 1723 code for a protein of 509 amino acids. The record is from RefSeq and is a predicted model, not a curated record. Gene Ontology annotation, molecular function: protein binding; U6 snRNA binding; U4 snRNA binding.
GGCUCAUCUUUCUUUUUUUCACGAUUGAAUUAAUAAUUUCCUUUGCGUUAAGUGUACACCCCUCAAGGUUACAUUGGUUUAUUCCACGCGUGUGAAUCGUCGAAGCGGCGAUUUUGCUGAAGUUUGGUGGGAUUUUGGAGACAUUACUGGGGGUUUCGAAUCAAGAUAACACUUUCAAAAGACAUAGGCUAAGAUGUCUGACGACGAGGAUGUUCAGCUGCCAUCCAAGAAGGCAAAAAUUGUGCACUUUGGCAGUCUGGAGGAAGUAGAGAGACAACGACUGGCUAAGCAGGAGGGUCAAGGGUCACUGGGGUCUGAUGCAGUGCAGGCUGGGAUACUUUCAGGAAACAUCAACAUAUCAGAAGGAGAGACCUUUGACCUGGAAGAGCAUCAGAGUGAGAGACAGAAGGAAGUCUUGGAGGAAUUUGAAAGAAGAAAAAGGGCCAGACAAAUCCAUGUGUCCACCGACGACUCAGAAGUGAAAGCACAACUGAGACAGCUUGGAGAGCCAAUAUGUUUGUUUGGAGAGGGUCCGGCAGACAGGAGAGAACGUCUACGUCAGAUCCUCGCCAAAAUCGGAGAAGACAAACUCAAGAAGGACUCGGCCGAGGAGAAAAAGGAAGAAAAGAAAGAAUACAACGACACUACCUGGUACCAUGAGGGACCACAGAGUCUGAAAGAAGCCAGGAUGUUCAUAGCUGGCUACUCCAUACCAAGAGCUAAGAAGAGGCUGGAGAAAGCUCGUGAAGCUAAGGAAAUCCCAGCUGCCCAGAAAAACGCCCGGAUGCAAGAACUGCACAGGCAACUCAGAGCCCUGACCAACUAUGGCAGUCAGAUAGGAGACAGUCGACCUAUCUCCUUCUGUCAGUUCAGCCCAAACUCCAAACUUCUAGCAACAUCAUCAUGGUCAGGCCUGUGCAAGUUGUGGUCAGUGCCGGACUGUAAGCUGGUCAGAACAUUACGAGGACACAACCAGAAUGUUGGGUGUGUAGUGUUCCACCCCCAGGCCACCCUAACCCUGGAGGAUUCCGCCUGCUGUAUGGCUUCCUGUAGUGCUGACGGUGUUGUAAAACUUUGGUCUCUGGAAAGCGAUGAACCAGUUGCGAACAUCGAGGGCCACGAGGCCAGGGUCGCCAGAGUAGCGUACCAUCCAUCCGGCAGGUUCCUGGGGACAACAUGUUAUGACAAGUCCUGGAGACUGUGGGACCUGGAGGCCCAGGAGGAGGUCCUACAUCAGGAGGGCCACAGUAAGGAGGUGUACGACAUCUCAUUCCAGUGUGACGGCUCACUGUGCGCUACAUGUGGCCUGGAUGCGUUUGGCCGUGUGUGGGACCUGCGGACAGGCAGGUGUGUCAUGUUCCUGGAGGGUCACCUGAAGGAGCUGUUCGCUAUCACAUUCUCACCUGAUGGGUACCAUGUGGCCACAGGAAGUGCAGAUAACACAGCUAAAGUUUGGGAUGUGAGACAGAGGAAGUGUGUGUACACCAUACCUGGGCACACCAACCUGGUCUCAGGACUCAAGUAUCAAGGCUCAGAAGGACAGUAUCUGGUCACAGCUUCUUUUGACUGCACAGCAAAGGUCUGGGCCCAUCCUGGUUGGUCGCCUCUGAAGACCCUUGCAGGACAUGAAGGGAAGCUGAUGGCUGUCGACGUCUCUCCCGACAGCAAGUUCAUCGCUACUUCGUCGUACGACCGCACGUAUAAACUCUGGGCCGCUGAAUAACCUUGGCUUUGACUUUCAAAGGGAGGGUAACUGGAAAGGAAAAACUAGCAAGCCUUAUCUCAUUUCUAACUAUUUUUAGCUGUUACUGUAUCUCAGAAAGAUAAGUCUUGUCCCAUCACCACAUCCUUUUAUAGCUGUAACACAUUCAGAUUCGAUAAUCUGAAUAUUUCUGUUAUAAAGGAUAAACUCAUAUACUCAUAUUUUUACAUAUAUAUGAUGAGAAAAUUAAUCAUGGUCAAUCUGGCAAGAGGUUAUAAAUAAACUUUGAAUUUUGUGCACCCAGA